CUGAGGGUGGUUAGUUGAAGAAGAGAAACGUGAUAGCGUGAUGAAGAGAUCAUUAAGUAGCAGUUCCUCUUUCCAACCACCGUCCUGGGAGGAAGAUGGAUUUAUAUAGGAAGACUAACUACUAUUAUUUUAUUACAGCAUUAAAGGACCAUGACGGGUGACCCUAAAGAAGCAGAACAAGGCAUAGAAGAAGGGGUGGAGAUGCACUGCAGAAUGAGACGGCGGUGAUGGACGAGGAAGAGGAGAGCCUGCUCUCUCUGCUAUCCGCGGAGAACCUAUCAAUGCCCAAUGUUCAGACGAUUGUUGUGAGAGCAGACAUAAGGUGUAAUCACUGCCAAGAAAGAGUUGCCGUUCUCCUCUCAAAGGUUCAGGGCUUAGAGAAUUAUGAGGUGGACGUGACAAAGAGCGAGGUGACUAUGAGGGGGAGAAUAGACCUGAAAAAGAGGAGGAAGACGAAGAAACACGGGCGGUGCCAGUUCCUUCCUCCAAUUCUUAAACAAGGAUUAAUCCACAUGUCAAAGGGCAGGAGGCUCGGGAAUAGGAGCUUCAUACUGAAAGGACUUUCUUAUCUGCUUAGCUUCUUUAAUUGUACAUAAAGUUUGUUUUGCAUCUUCUGACAAGUAAAAUAAGAUUCUUGAUCAAAUCUCAUGUAUCGUCAAAGUUGACUCGUUUUAGGCGCUAAGCAUUGCUCGU
Nymphaea colorata (pocket water lily) is the source of this 693-nucleotide messenger RNA. RefSeq lists its product as uncharacterized. The transcript is spliced from 3 exons. Gene Ontology annotation, molecular function: metal ion binding. The record is from RefSeq and is a predicted model, not a curated record. The coding region runs from base 228 to 596 and encodes 122 amino acids. Lineage: Eukaryota; Viridiplantae; Streptophyta; Magnoliopsida; Nymphaeales; Nymphaeaceae.